Tachysurus vachellii is the source of this 1817-nucleotide messenger RNA. RefSeq names its product voltage-dependent anion-selective channel protein 2-like. Gene Ontology annotation, cellular component: mitochondrial outer membrane. The record is from RefSeq and is a predicted model, not a curated record. Gene Ontology annotation, molecular function: voltage-gated monoatomic anion channel activity. Bases 1 to 1305 code for a protein of 434 amino acids. Gene Ontology annotation, biological process: monoatomic anion transmembrane transport. The transcript has 10 exons. Lineage: Eukaryota; Metazoa; Chordata; Actinopteri; Siluriformes; Bagridae.
AUGGGUAAGGAAUUCGAGAACCAGUUGAUGUGUGCCAGCUGCAGAGAUGCAGGGUACAACAGUAGAGUUCAUGGAGUAGACCUUCAGCCAGGUGUACGAGUGCUAGUUCAGAAUCUUUCUGAAAGAGAAGGACCUGGCAAGCUCCAAUCAUACUGGGAAAGCAGAGUGUACUUGAUCGUCAAAAGAAGGAGUGACGUGAGUCGGUGUAUGAAGUCAUACAUGAAGGAGGAGAUUCCUACUGCCUUGAGUCAGUUCCAGAAUCCUGUUUGUCUCAACCCUGAAGCAGAACUGUUCAUGCCAAGUGUGGAGCAGCACUGGGAACAAGAGCCACAGGGGACUGAAGAGGAGAUAGCAGAAGUGGUGCUAGAGGAGCGAAGGGAGGAGGAUCUUGGAAUGCCUGCAGGACAGCCAGAGGUAUCAGAAGAACAAGCAUCAAGUGAGAGUGAGGAUGAUGACUCCUUACCUGUGAAUUCUUAUCCAAGGAGAGAACGGCGUCGUCCAAAAGUUCUGACUUAUGACUCGUUGGGAUAUGGAAUAGUGAAGCUGGACCUGAAGACCAAGUCACAGAACGGAGUUGAAUUCAACACAUCUGGCUCUACUAAUAUUGACACUGGCAAGGCCGGUGGUAGUUUGGAGACCAAGUACAAGCUGAAGGAGCUGGGCCUGGGUCUCAAUCAGAAAUGGAACACGGACAACACUUUCACUACCGAGCUUUCUGUGGAGGACCAGCUGGCAAAGGGCUUGAAGGUGGCACUUGACGCGUCCUUUGUCCCAAACACAGGCAAGAAGAGUGGCAAGCUGAAGAGUGGCUACAAGCGGGACUACAUCAACCUGUCCUGCGAUGUUGACUUUGAGGGCCCAGUCGUGCAUUCCGCAGCUGUUUUGGGCUACGCAGGCUGGUUGGCUGGUUACCAAAUGGCAUUUGACACAGCUAAGUCCAAACUGGUGCAGAACAACUUUGCUCUUGGCUACAAGGCUGGCGAUUUCCAGCUUCACACCAAAGUUAAUGAUGGCACUGAGUUUGGUGGCUCUGUCUACCAGAAGGUUAACAAUCAGCUGGAGACUGCUGUCAAUCUGGCCUGGACUGCUGGCAGCAACAACACACGCUUUGGCAUUGCUGCCAAGUACCAACUGGACAGUGAUGCUUCUUUGUCUGCCAAGGUGAACAAUGCCAGUCUGAUUGGAAUUGGUUACACUCAGACUCUGCGACCAGGUGUGAAGGUGACACUCUCUGCGCUCAUCGAUGGCAAGAAUUUCAGCACCGGAGGACAUAAAGUUGGAAUGGGCUUUGAACUUGAAGCGUAAAUGCCCAGUCUUGUGGUAUUUCUCCUCUACGUCCCAUCGUUCGUUAUACACAAGCAUUUACCCCGUCACGUUGAAAAAAAUGAGACGUGAUCAUCGGUGCUUUGAGUCAACACUUGAAAGCUAAAUGCUUCCAUCCGCUAAGUAGAUGGUGCACCAAUGAUAGGAAUGUUCUGAGUUCUAAACACUUAAAUAUCCUGUUAAAAAUAAUUAUUAUUAAAAAAAAAAACACUGCACUACACCACUACAGGUUUCAUGGCAUUUAAUGGCAGUUGGAGUCGGUAUACAAUUAAUUCAAGAUAUUUUCCUGUUUUAUUAGCAGAGUUAACUUUGCAUAAUAUAACAUAAGUGAAGCGUUUGCUGGUCUUCUGGGGGAUUUCAGUAUAAAACUAGGAAAGCUAACAGGUUGCAGUGUAAUAUCCUGUAGUCGGUACACAGACUUUUCAACAUGAUUAUUAAGUGAACGUGUCAAUAAAUUCCUUCAUCAGCAUCCUGCAAUAAACUUUAUCUGAAAA